Molecule: messenger RNA, 1082 nt
Organism: Humulus lupulus (European hop)
Lineage: Eukaryota; Viridiplantae; Streptophyta; Magnoliopsida; Rosales; Cannabaceae
Product: PHD finger protein ALFIN-LIKE 4-like
Exons: 5
Coding region: 110-877 (255 amino acids)
Biological process (GO): regulation of DNA-templated transcription
Cellular component (GO): nucleus
Molecular function (GO): transcription coregulator activity; histone binding; transcription cis-regulatory region binding
Source: RefSeq, a predicted model, not a curated record
UCUUUUAUACUCUUCUCUCUCUCUCUCCUCUAACUUUCUCUCUCUAUCUCUCUCUCUCUCUGGUUUUGGAUUUUCAGUGAAGAGCUCUCUCUUCGUCUUCUUCGCGAGCAUGGACGGGGUCGAACCUUACAACCCGCGCACCGUUGAGGAGGUUUUCAAGGAUUUCAAAGGUCGAAGAGCUGGAAUGAUUAAGGCUCUCACAAUCGAUGUUGAAGAGUUCUAUCAACAGUGUGAUCCUGAGAAGGAGAAUCUUUGUCUUUAUGGAUUCCCGAGCGAGCAGUGGGAAGUCAACUUACCCGCUGAAGAGGUUCCUCCAGAGCUUCCAGAACCAGCACUGGGUAUCAACUUUGCCAGAGAUGGAAUGCAAGAGAAAGAUUGGCUAUCUUUGGUUGCUGUCCAUAGUGAUGCAUGGUUACUUUCUGUUGCCUUUUACUUUGGUGCUCGAUUUGGAUUUGAUAAGGCUGAUAGGAAACGUCUUUUCAAUAUGAUAAAUGAACUUCCAACUAUUUUUGAGGUUGUAACGGGAGGGGGGCCGGGGCCUAGGAAACAAGUCAGGGAGAAAUCAUCAAAUUCAAAUCAUGGCAGCAACAAAUCUAAUAAGUCAAACACUAAGCGAAGCUCUGAAUCGUCCGCAAAGGCAAUGAUGCUGCCUAAGGAUGAGGAAGAAGAGGGUUUGGAAGAGGACAACGAGGACGAGCAUGGAGAGACACUCUGCGCUGCUUGCGGGGAGAACUACGCAACAGAUGAAUUUUGGAUUCUAUGUGAUAUCUGCGAGAAGUGGUUCCAUGGCAAGUGUGUGAAGAUCACCCCGGCAAGAGCUGAACAUAUCAAACAGUACAAAUGCCCAUCUUGCAGCAACAAGAGAGCCCGGCCUUGAUCGUUCCUGGGAAUCUUGGGUUUCGACUCUGUAAUCCAUGCGCUCUCUCGAUUGCUAAUUGGUCUAGUAGGUCAGGUUUAUUAUGUUCAGUUUUGUGUUGUGUAAGUUUAGGAAUUUAAUUCAGGUUCAAUGUGUAGGUUGCAACUCUGCUUCUGUUACUACAGUACAGUGUUUUACUUUGCUAAUGCUAGGGUAUUUAUGAUCA